Messenger RNA from Nannospalax galili (Upper Galilee mountains blind mole rat), 3356 nucleotides. RefSeq names its product ADAMTS like 2 (gene Adamtsl2). Lineage: Eukaryota; Metazoa; Chordata; Mammalia; Rodentia; Spalacidae. Gene Ontology annotation, biological process: extracellular matrix organization. Bases 197 to 3103 code for a protein of 968 amino acids. The transcript has 19 exons. Gene Ontology annotation, cellular component: extracellular matrix. The record is from RefSeq and is a predicted model, not a curated record.
GCUGCGCGCCCCUCCCGGGAAGCCCCCCCCUCCCUUGGAUGCUCUUUGAAGUGGGAGAGGGAGGCUGCUGGGGAGGCAGGACGAGAGACAGAGGCAGAGCCCGCACAUCUCUGCACGGGACUUCCUGCACGGUACACCUGGCAGCCAGCUCUCACCCCUUUCUCUGGGAGCUCAACCUGCUGACCCCAGGGCCAGGAUGGAUGACAGACGGCAGCAUUCACGUUGGGCCUGGUCCUUGCUGGCCAUGGCAGUUGUGGCUGGGGGUACAGUGUCUACUGAGGCCUCGGACAACAGCCCCACAUCCAACAGCCUGGAGGGGGGAGCUGAUGCCACUGCCUACUGGUGGGGGGAGUGGACCAAGUGGACGGCAUGCUCCCGCAGUUGCGGGGGUGGAGUAACAUCCCAGGAGCGGCACUGCCUGCAACAGAGGAGGAAGUCUGCCCCAGGCUCAGGCAACAGGACCUGUGUAGGCACAUCCAAGCGGUACCAGCUCUGCAGAGAACAGGAGUGUCCACCGGACGGGAGGAGCUUCCGAGAAGAGCAGUGUGUCUCCUUCAACUCCCGUGUGUACGACGGCCGGACGUACCACUGGAAGCCCCUCUACCCGGAUGACUACAUCCACAUCUCUAGCAAGCCAUGCGACUUACACUGCACCACUGUCGACGGCCAACGGCAGCUCAUGGUCCCAGCCCGGGAUGGCACGUCCUGCAAGCUCACUGACUUGAGAGGGGUUUGCGUGUCUGGAAAAUGUGAGCCCAUCGGCUGUGACGGAAUACUCUUCUCCACCCACACGCUGGACAAGUGCGGUGUCUGCCAGGGGGAUGGGAGCAGCUGCACCCACGUGACCGGCAACUACCGGAAGGCCAACACUCACUUGGGUUACUCCCUGGUGACCCAUAUCCCAGCUGGUGCCCGAGAUAUCCAGAUUGUGGAGAGGAAGAAGUCGGCUGAUGUGCUGGCUCUUGCGGACGAAGCCGGCUUCUACUUUUUCAAUGGCAACUACAAGGUGGACAGCCCCAAGAACUUCAACAUUGCUGGUACCGUGGUCAAGUAUCGCCGGCCCAUGGAUGUCUAUGAGACUGGUAUUGAGUACAUCGUGGCCCAGGGGCCCACCAACCAGGGUCUUAACGUCAUGGUGUGGAAUCAGAAUGGCAAGAGCCCGUCCAUCACCUUUGAGUACACGCUGCUUCAGCCGCCACACACACACCGCCUGCAGCCUGUGUAUUACAGCUUCUCUGAGGCCGCCUCCGAGAGCGCAGAAAGCACCGAGGGCCGGGAGCUGGACAGUGCCCGGCUGCUGGGCUUCAUGCAGCAUAAUGGCUCGCUCUACCACCAGGCCUCCUCGGAGCGGCUGGGCCUGGACAACCGGCUGUUCAGCCCCCCAGGUCCUGAGGUGGAACUGGACCCAAGUAGAGGCCAGGAGACCAAUGAGGUCUGCGAACGGGCCAGCGGCAGGGCCUGUGAGGGGCCUCCCAGGGGCAAGGGCUUCCCAGACCACAAUGCCACUGGGACAGCUCUCUCGGGGGAAAAGGAUGACCAGGAGGUAGAUGCCCGUUUCACCUCCCAGGAGCUCCUCUCGGCCAACGCCAUCUCAGAUCAGCUUUUGGACACAGAUUCUGACUCAAAAGAGUUCUCCCUCAACGAGACCACGAACAGCAUUUUUGCUCAGGAUGCCCCCAGAAACUCCCCAGCAGAGAGCUUGUAUGUGGAUUAUGAGGAGAAUGAGGGGCCUGCUGCCUACCUGAUCAAUGGGUCCUACCUGGAGCUGAGCAGUGACAGGAUCACCAACACCUCCUCUGAGGCCCCGUUCCCCAACACCAGUGCCAGCCUCCCCACCUUGGCCGGGAACAGGACUCACAAGGCGAGGACCAGACCCAAGGCUCGCAAGCAAGGCGUGAGCCCAGCUGACAUGUACCGGUGGAAACUCUCAUCCCACGAGCCCUGCAGUGCCACGUGCAUCACAGGAGUCAUGUCCACAUACGCCAUGUGUGUUCGCUAUGACGGUGUCGAGGUGGAUGACAGCUACUGUGAUGCCCUGACCCGUCCUGAGCCUGUCCAUGAGUUCUGCGCUGGGAGAGAGUGUCAGCCCAGGUGGGAGACCAGCAGCUGGAGCGAGUGCUCACGAACCUGUGGCGAGGGCCACCAGUUCCGCAUCGUGCGCUGCUGGAAGAUGCUGUCCCCUGGCUUCGACAGCUCCGUGUACAGUGACCUGUGCGAGGCCACCGAUGCCGUACGACCCGAGGAACGCAAGACCUGCCGCAACCCGGCCUGCGGGCCGCAGUGGGAGAUGUCAGAGUGGUCAGAGUGCACAGCCAAGUGCGGGGAGCGCAGCACAGUGACCAGGGACAUCCGCUGCUCAGGGGAUGAGAAGCUGUGUGAUCCCGGCACCCGGCCCGUGGGAGAGAAGAGCUGCUCGGGUCCUCCCUGUGACCGCCAGUGGACUGUCUCAGAUUGGGGACCGUGCAGUGGGAGCUGCGGACAGGGCCGCACCAUCAGGCACGUGUACUGUAAGACCAGCGACGGACGGGUGGUCCCUGAGUCUCAGUGCCAGACAGAGACCAAACCCCUGGCUAUCCACCCCUGUGGAGACAAGAACUGUCCAGCACAUUGGUUGGCCCAGGACUGGGAGCGGUGCAACACCACCUGCGGGCGUGGUGUGAAGAAGCGGCUGGUCCUCUGCAUGGAGCUGGCCAACGGGAAGCCGCAGACGCGCAGUGGCCCCGAGUGUGGGCUGGCCAGGAAGCCCCCUGAGGAGAGUACGUGCUUCGAGAGACCCUGCUUCAAGUGGUACACCAGCCCCUGGUCGGAGUGCACCAAGACAUGUGGAGUGGGCGUGAGGAUGAGAGAUGUGAAGUGCUAUCAGGGAACUGACAUCGUCCGUGGCUGUGACCCGCUGGUGAAGCCUGUUGGCAGACAGGCCUGUGACCUGCAGCCUUGCCCCACAGAGCCCCCAGAUGGAGCCACCCUGCUGUGGGAAGCUGUACCUGAAGUCCGGGAUCCUGUGUUUGCACCCACCCCAGAGGGCCCAGAGACCAGAGCCCAGUGUAGGCAACACCUGCCCACCUUCCAGACCCUUCUCUUAGGUGGAGCCCUCUCAAGGUGACUUGUAGAUGAUCCAGGAAGGAGAGGACUUCUCUCCCUUGGUUACCUUGGAUGAAGAGGGGCCUGGGGUCAGCUGAGGAAUCCAAGCUGCCCCAUCCCUGGAGAUACCAACGGUACCCCUUCCCAAAGUACCAGCGCCACUGUGCCUCCGUUCCUGGAGCUCCUGUGCUGGACGGGAGGGACAGGCCUCGUUCUCUCAAUGUCCCUGUCGUCGUCCUCAGUAUUCACUGGUGUAUGUUAAUAAAGUGGCUGUA